AAUUGACCGGGGCCAUGAUUGAAGGGGCGGUUACUCCAGGUCAGGAUCUGGGAGGAGAUGCGGAAACAUAGAACUCGUAAUUAUUGCGUCCUAGAGACUAGAUUCUUAGAUUUUUGUAAUGUUUUCCUGUCCUCAAUUUUGAACUUGUAAGACCUGGAGAUGGAAGAUAAUUUCUGGCAGCACUCAAGAUGGCGAAAAACUUGGGCGCUAAGGACCCCGGAAGCGGAAGCGGAAUUACGUAAGCGGUCUACACGUGCGGCCCUGACCACCUGGUACUCUGGGCGCGGGGUGUUGGUUUGAGUGACAUUCCACCAUGGGCAAGAAGGGCAAAGUUGGCAAGAGCCGGCGGGACAAGUUCUAUCACUUGGCUAAGGAAACCGGUUACCGUUCCCGCUCUGCUUUCAAGCUGAUCCAACUCAAUCGCCGCUUUCAGUUCCUGCAGAAAGCUCGAGCCUUGCUGGACUUGUGUGCUGCACCAGGAGGAUGGUUGCAGGUGGCCGCCAAGUUUAUGCCUGUAUCCAGUCUUAUUGUGGGAGUGGACCUGGUCCCAAUCAAGCCUCUCCCCAAUGUGGUGACUCUCCAGGAAGACAUCACAACAGAACACUGUAGACAGGCCCUGAGGAAGGAGCUGAAGACCUGGAAGGUUGAUGUUGUGCUCAAUGAUGGGGCCCCCAAUGUCGGGGCUAGCUGGGUCCAUGAUGCUUACUCACAAGCCCACUUGACACUGAUGGCUCUACGUUUGGCUUGUGAUUUUUUGGCCCGUGGUGGCUGCUUUAUCACGAAGGUUUUCCGUUCCCGUGACUAUCAGCCCCUGCUGUGGAUCUUCCAGCAGCUGUUCCACCGUGUCCAGGCCACCAAGCCCCAAGCCUCUCGCCAUGAAUCAGCAGAAAUCUUUGUAGUCUGUCAGGGAUUCCUGGCUCCUGACAAGGUUGAUAGUAAAUUCUUUGAUCCUAAGUUUGCUUUUAAAGAGGUUGAAGUUCAGGCUAAGACUGUUACUGAGUUGGUGACUAAGAAGAAGCCAAAGGCUGAAGGAUAUGCUGAGGGUGACCUUACUCUCUAUCACCGAACCUCUGUCACUGACUUCCUGCGAGCUGCCAACCCUGUUGACUUUCUCUCCAAGGCCAGCGAAAUUUCAAUAGAUGAUGAAGAGUUGGCACAGCAUCCAGCUACCACUGAGGACAUACGGGCUUGCUGUCAGGACAUUAAAGUGCUGGGGCGCAAGGAUCUCAGGUCCCUACUGAACUGGAGAACAAAGCUUCGCCGAUACGUAGCCAAGAAGCUGAAAGAGCAAGCAAAGGCACUGGAUAUCAGCCUCAGCUCAGGAGAGGAAGAAGAAGGUGAUGAGGAAGAGUCUACAGCUGAGACAAGGCAGCGCUCUCAGGAGGAGGAAGAAGAGGAGCAGUUAAACCAGACCUUGGCAGAGAUGAAGGCCCAGGAAGUGGCAGAACUAAAGAGGAAAAAAAAGAAGCUGCUACGGGAACAGAGGAAGCAGCGGGAGCGUGUAGAGCUGAAGAUGGAUCUGCCUGGGGUCUCCAUUGCAGAUGAGGGAGAGACUGGCAUGUUCUCACUUCGUACCAUCCGAGGUCACCAGUUAUUAAAGGAAGUAACACAAGGGGACAUGAGUGCUGCAGAUACAUUUCUGUCUGAUCUGCCAAGGGAUGACAUCUACGUGUCAGACGCCGAGAGCGAUGACGAUUCUUCUUUGGACAGUGACCUAGAUCCAGAGGAGCUGGCAGGAUUAAGAGGACAUCAGGGUGUCAAGAACCAAAAAUGUGUGCAAUUUACUCAAGAAGAUGAUAAAGAGGAGGGAGAAGAGAAUCCAUUGCUGGUACCAUUGGAAGAAAAGGCAGUACUGCAGGAAGAACAAGCCAACCUGUGGUUCUCAAAGGAUGGCUUCAGUGGGAUUGAGGAUGAUGCCGAUGAGGCCCUGGAGAUCAGUCAGGCCCAGCUGCUGUACAAGAGCCGUCGGAAGGGGCAGCAACAGCAACAGCCAUCACCACCGCCACCAUCAGUAUCACCUUCUAGUUUGAAGACUAAAAAGAAAUCACCCCUAUGUCAAGAUGAAGUUCCUAAGGACACAGAAGCUGCCACUGGCCCUGGAGGGGAAGACAGACAUGAUAGUUCAGACAGUGACAGUAGUAGCAGUGAGGAUGAAGCAAGUUGGAAACAAUCGCGUGGUAAAAAGCGUAGCCGUGGGCCUAAAUCAGAUGAUGAUGGGUUUGAAGUAGUGCCUAUCGAGGACCCAGUGAAACAUCGGAUUUUGGACGCUGAAGGCCUUGCUCUCGGUGCUGUGAUUGCCUCUUCCAAAAAGGCCAAGAGAGACCUCAUAGAUAAUUCCUUCAACCGGUAUGCAUUUAAUGAAGAAGAGGGAGAACUUCCAGAGUGGUUUGUGCAGGAAGAGAAGCAGCACCGGGUAAGGCAAUUGCCUAUUGAUAAGAAGGAAGUGGAGCAUUAUCGGAAACGCUGGCGGGAAAUCAAUGCACGCCCUAUCAAGAAAGUAGCCGAGGCCAAAGCCAGGAAGAAACGGAGGAUGCUGAAGAAGCUUGAACAAACCAAGAAGAAGGCAGAAGCUGUGGUGAAUACAGUGGAUAUCUCAGAACGAGAAAAGGUGGCCCAGCUGCGAAGUCUCUAUAAGAAGGCUGGACUUGGCAAGGAGAAACGCCAAGUCACCUAUGUUGUAGCCAAAAAAGGUGUGGGUCGUAAAGUACGGCGGCCAGCUGGCGUCCGGGGUCAUUUCAAAGUGGUAGACUCCAGAAUGAAGAAGGAUCAGAGGGCACAGCAGCGGAAAGAACAGAAGAAAAAACACAAGAGGAAAUGAGCUGAGCUAUUUGGGCCCUGGCAACUAAAGACUAAGGGAAGAUAGCUUAUUACAUAACAGCUGAAAAAACUGGAG
Dipodomys spectabilis (banner-tailed kangaroo rat) is the source of this 2893-nucleotide messenger RNA. It is a transcript of the gene Ftsj3, whose product is annotated as FtsJ RNA 2'-O-methyltransferase 3. Gene Ontology annotation, molecular function: rRNA (uridine-2'-O-ribose)-methyltransferase activity; rRNA (guanine) methyltransferase activity. The coding region runs from base 314 to 2818 and encodes 834 amino acids. Gene Ontology annotation, cellular component: nucleus; preribosome, large subunit precursor; nucleolus. Lineage: Eukaryota; Metazoa; Chordata; Mammalia; Rodentia; Heteromyidae. The record is from RefSeq and is a predicted model, not a curated record. Gene Ontology annotation, biological process: rRNA methylation; maturation of 5.8S rRNA from tricistronic rRNA transcript (SSU-rRNA, 5.8S rRNA, LSU-rRNA); maturation of LSU-rRNA from tricistronic rRNA transcript (SSU-rRNA, 5.8S rRNA, LSU-rRNA). The transcript is spliced from 21 exons.